This is a messenger RNA of Fomitiporia mediterranea MF3/22, 4635 nucleotides long. RefSeq names its product AAA-domain-containing protein. Gene Ontology annotation, cellular component: nucleus. The transcript is spliced from 7 exons. Gene Ontology annotation, biological process: positive regulation of transcription by RNA polymerase II. Gene Ontology annotation, molecular function: ATP binding; ATP hydrolysis activity; chromatin binding. Lineage: Eukaryota; Fungi; Basidiomycota; Agaricomycetes; Hymenochaetales; Hymenochaetaceae. The record is from RefSeq and is a predicted model, not a curated record. Bases 52 to 4440 code for a protein of 1462 amino acids.
ACACACCAGCCACAGCGUUCACCACUCAAGAUCAGACUUCCUGCCUCUCAGAUGGCUCGCUCAGUCGCAGACAUCCCCAUGGCUGGCGUCCGUCGCUCGGGACGGACCCGCAAGUCCUCUGACUCCCUCGCGCAGCCUUCUGGUUCCGAGUACUCUGCAGGCGACGCUUCGCCGUCGAGCCCUGUUGACGAGCGUCCGGUGACGAAGAAGAAACGAAGGGCGGUUAGAGAUGACUACAUGGAUGAUUACGAGUUCACCCAACAGUUCAAGGUCGAGGUUACCGAUUACACCACUUCGCACGGCCGCCAGACCAAGCGUCCGAACUACAUCGAGAGCGAUGACGACGCCGCCAACAACCUCUUCGACCAGGCCGAUGAUCAGGUCGAGGUUGUCAAACGCCCAACACGGUCUACUCGCAGCAAUGGCACCAGAGGAACAAGCCACAGACGAGUGAACAGCGAUGAUGACGGGGAGGUCUCCAUAGCGGCGCCCUUUCCCAUGACUCGCAGCCGCAAAAAAAUAACGUCCAACUCCCCGCCUGCGGAUGCACCUGCCAACGAUGCUGACGACGCAGACGAACCACCCCCGACAGGCCGUCUCACUCGAGCUCGCUCACGGCUAACGCGGAAGAAGAGUGCACGCGAGCGCGCGGAGGAGGACGGGUACACUGACGUCGGCGACGCAGAUGCUCCGGGCUCCUCGGAGGACGAGCUGAUGGAAGAGGCGCCGUCGACGCCCGUCGACGACGAUAACAACGAAGAGGAGCCAGAUACUGGUCCUCGGACGUAUGGCCUACGCGCACGGACGAAGCAGGUCAACUAUGCUAUCCCUCCUCCGCUCGAAGAAAUGCGUCCACCGGAAGUCAAACGCUCGAAGGCAAGCAAAGGAAAAGGUCGUGCGGGCCCCGGAUGGAGUGCAAAUGGUACAGUACUCUCGCGAUAUAUGGGCAUGCCAGGACCUGCAGACGACUCGGACUCGGAUGUUCCAACGCGCACACCCCGAAAACCCUUUGGCACUGGUACCGGUGCUGGUGCUGGCGGUGGAUUGUUCGCGGCUGGCGGAGGAGGCUUGUUUCCUGAUGGCCUCGCUGCUGCUGGAACACCUUCGAAUCUCGGUAAGGUUAACGAUGCGGCACUUGCAGAUGCAGAUCCGUUGGGUGUAAACCAAAAUGUGACCUUUGAUGAGAUUGGAGGGCUGGAUGAUCAUAUUAACUCGCUGAAGGAGAUGACACUGCUUCCGCUCUUAUACCCAGAGGUCUUCCAACGCUUCAACCUUGUUCCUCCCAGAGGUGUGCUGUUCCAUGGCCCACCAGGUACUGGUAAAACUCUAUUGGCACGUGCUUUGGCCGCAAGCUGUCGAGCGAAUGGCAGGGGCAUCUCAUUCUUCAUGCGCAAGGGUGCCGACGUGCUAUCGAAAUGGGUGGGCGAGGCAGAACGACAGUUGCGCUUGCUGUUUGAAGAAGCCCGCAACCAACAACCUUCAAUAAUAUUCUUUGACGAAAUUGACGGUCUUGCCCCUGUUCGCUCAUCGAAACAAGACCAAAUACAUGCAUCUAUGGUUUCUACGCUUCUCGCACUCAUGGACGGGAUGGACGGACGUGGCCAGGUUGUCGUCAUCGGUGCGACUAAUAGGCCUGAUGCCGUUGAUCCCGCCUUGCGUCGUCCCGGACGUUUUGACCGCGAGUUCUACUUCCCGCUGCCGAAUCUCGAAGCACGAGCAAGGAUUCUCACCAUCAACACGCGCAAGUGGGAAGGAUGGGACACGGACAAGGCAACGGAGACGAUUCAGAAGCUGGCUAAGAUCACGAAGGGGUAUGGAGGUGCAGACCUCCGAGCACUUUGCACGGAAGCUGCGCUGAAUGCUGUUCAGCGGCGUUAUCCUCAGAUCUACAAGUCGACGGACCGGCUACUCCUGAAGCCUGAGACGAUUGGAGUGCAGCCACGCGACUUUAUGAUUUCCGUAAAGAAACUCAUCCCGUCCUCCGCACGUGCGACUGGCUCGAGUGCUGCGCCCCUGCCUUCGCAGUUAGUCCCGCUUCUGGACGAUACGCUGCAGCGCGUAAAGACAGUGCUCGAGAAGGCGAUGCCGUUGGGCAAGAAGCGGACCGCAUUGGAGGAAGCAGAGUUCGAGGACGAGGACGAUGAUGGUGCUUUGGAGCGUGAGAUUCUCAUGCAGAAGAUGGAGACGCUGCGUGUAUAUCGACCACGAGUCGUACUUCAUGGAGAUCCAGGAAUGGGCCAGAGCUACGUCGGUGCGGCAGCGUUGCAUCACCUCGAGGGUUUCCACAUACAGAGCCUGGAUCUUGGCUCACUGAUGGGCGAUUCGACACGCACUGUCGAAGCAGGAAUAGUACAGCUCUUUGUCGAAGCGAAACGACAUCAACCCUCUGUCAUCUACAUCCCAUCAUUGAAAGGCUGGUGUGCAGCCGUCUCAGAAACAGCUCGGACUACUGUAAAGGCUAUGCUCGACACACUUUCCGCAAAUGAUCCCAUUCUUCUCCUUGCCGUUGUCGAUGGAUCUUUCCUGUCUCUACCCCGCGACGUCCGAGCAUGGUUCGGGAUGAAUAAAGAAAACCGGAUCGUCUUUACUUAUCCAGAUCCCGAGAAGCGACGGAAGUUCUUUGAUGAACUUCUCGAUGACAUUCGAAGACCACCGACACAGUUCCCAGACGGAGUGAAGCGAAAGAAACGCGUGCUUGAGGAGUUGCCUAUUGCGCCUCCACUGGAACCUCGGCAACCUACGGCCGCGGAGCUUGCAUUACAGGAGGAGAAUGACCAGCGGAUUUUGACACUAUUGAAAUUCCGACUUGGGCCUAUCCUGGCGGAACUGAAGAGGAAACAUAAGCGGUUUACCAAACCCGCACGGGACGAAUACAACCUGUAUCCUGACCAGACAUGGGACCCAUUCCUCGGACAAAUGGCAGCGCCUGCUCCGCCUCAGCCUCCUCAACCGAAUGGCAUCAUAACAAUCGAUGGCGUCGAUGGUCAUGUAGACGGUCAAGCGAACGGCACUCACGAGCAGCAGCAACAACAGCAGCCAGCCGAACCACAGCUCUAUGAGGUUGAUCUUGAGACAAUGAGUGUUGACUUGUACAAGGGCAAGUUCCUCACACCCUCUAUGUUCCUGGAGGAAGUCGGGAAGAUGGUAUACAACGCUGAAGUUCGAGCAUAUGAAGAUCGUGAUCGAUUGUACAAGGCACAAGCAAUGUACACUGCUACGGAAGUUAGCGUACAAGAGUUUGAUCCAGCUUUCCGCUUGGAGUGCGAACGCAUGGCGGGUCGUGAGAUGAAACGAAGAGGACAACGACGUGCGGAGAAGGAGAAGAUGAAGAGCCGAGCAGGAUCUCGUGAGGGAAGUGUGAAUGGACAUGGGAGUGGUGGGGAGAAUGGAGUGUUACGACGAAGCGCGCGGAAUAACGGUCAAAAGCCGGAAUUGGGAAUCACGGACCCGUUGUUACUCGAGCGUAGAUUAAAACGCCAUCGGUCACAGGACGUGAACGGCGACGUACAUGCAUCGGGAGAGGACAGCGGAGGAGAUAGGGACUCAAAGCGGUCGAAGCUGGAUGCAAUACCUGAAGAUUCCGAACGGGACGAGCUUGAUAUUGUGGGUCCCACUUCUUCACAACCAAGACCACAGUCCGUCGUUCGGUUUGCACCUGUAAGCGAUAGUAUGCCGCAAACUCCGUCAAAAGGCAAUCUUAUCAAUGGCAACUGCGUCCCUGAGCUCCCCACACUAGAUACGAUCGCAGAGAUCAGCUCGCAGCCCCGUUCUUCUGGAUUUGAUCCGAAUUUGUUGAAUCCUGCAAGCCCUACGCAGCCUUUGCCUUCGGUGCAGAGUUUGAUUGCGAACGACCCAUCUAACGGCCCCGGACAUGCCUCGUCUUCUAAUUUCAUGUCUGAACAGCCGACUUUUCCUUCAGCUGACAAUUCCGGCCCUCACGACUUCCACAUGGCUGAGCCAAUCACGGCAGACGAACAUCCCGUCAAUCCUGGGUUAUCCGACUCUCAAAACUUCUUCGCGCCAGAGCAGAAUGUUAACGCUGCUUCGCUCCAAAUCCCGACCCCACGUCUUUCGCCCUCUCCAGGGGCAGACCACCAGGCUACUCAAGCUAUUCCAGACCAACAAGAGACGAUGGUCAUGGAUGCCGAAACACCCGCACCCGUUCCAGUCGAACGCACACCAUCCCCGCCACCCCCGCCGUUCCACGUGUCUUCCCCUCUCCUCCUGGAUCUCGAAGCCAAGUUUGUUGAAAGAACAGACAAACUUAACGUCGAGCAACUCGAACAGCUCCGUGCAACAGCACUGAACAGCAUUUGGCGACAUAGGCAAGAAUGGGAUCGUGAUGCGUGCGUUAGGGAGCUAUUUGGUGUCAUUGAAGAGUUUGUGGAGGAAGCCACUGAUGCUGAAACCUUGAAUGAAGUCGUGGAUGAUUUUACAUAAUUGGGUAAUUUUCGUUUGGCAUGAGAUGAAAAUGAUAUGGAUGGCGUUGGACAUAAUGUAUGUGCCAACUUCGGAGGUUUCUGUUCCUACCCCGUUUUCGUCUUUUCUUUUUGUUUCUUUGACUCGUCGAUAUAUAUUUGUAGAGUAGUGGUGUGUAACCUCUCUUGUAAUCUCUAUCUAUUCCUAUCAAUGCAA